AUGACCUAUGUACCAGCAGAAAUUAUGGGCAAACCCACACUUAGAGCUCAGCCAGGUUCCGUGAUGACCAGCGGCAUGCAAUUGACCAUUUCAUGUGAGGGAACCUCGAGCGCUCAGGAAUAUUAUCUCUAUAAAGAGGGCAGUCCAAAUCCCUGGCGACGACAGAGCCCUCUGGAGCAUGGGAACAAGGCCGAGUUCUUCUUCCCGUCUUUUCAUCCGAACGAAGCAGGGAGAUAUCGCUGUUACUAUAGGACCCACACUGGCUGGUCAGAACGCAGUGACUUUCUGGACUUGAUGGUGACAGGAUUCUACAGAAAACCCAGUCUAUCAGCCCGGCCCAGCCCAGUGGUGAGAUUUGGAGGAAAUGUAACUCUCGAGUGUAUCUCACAGCUUGGAUAUGAUGGGUUUUCUCUGACUAAGGAAGAACAACAGAAAAUCUCUUGGACCCUAGACUCACAGUACAUAUACUCUAAAAACAAUGUCCGGGCACUGUUCUCUGUGGGUCCUGUGACCUCUGGACAUAGGAGGACAUUCAGAUGCUAUGGCUAUUACUUGAAUAAACCCCGGGUGUGGUCAGAACCCAGUGAUCCUCUGGAGCUACUGGUCUCAGUCUCACAGCCUCAAGAUCACACAGUGGAGAACAUCAUUCGGAUGGGCGUUUCUGGUUUGAUUCUCACACUACUCGGGAUUUUGCUGUUUGAAGCUUGCUACAGCCGGAGAAGACCUUGA
Molecule: messenger RNA, 729 nt
Organism: Microtus oregoni (creeping vole)
Lineage: Eukaryota; Metazoa; Chordata; Mammalia; Rodentia; Cricetidae
Product: leukocyte immunoglobulin-like receptor subfamily A member 5
Exons: 4
Coding region: 1-729 (242 amino acids)
Biological process (GO): cytokine-mediated signaling pathway
Molecular function (GO): inhibitory MHC class I receptor activity
Source: RefSeq, a predicted model, not a curated record